CGACCCAUAUACUCUCUCUCUCUCUCUCUCUCUCCUUUUUGUCAAACCAAAACCAUUGUACACGUUUUCUGUAUCUAUAUCCAUAUAUAUACACAACCUCCUUAUUCCUUUCCUUCCUCAUCUCAGAUCUUGACUUGGAACCAUGGCGAAAGUCGUUCUCUCCCUCACCCUUCUCUCGCUCCUAUUCGCCUUCACAUUCGCUCGUUCACCGUCCGACGCCGCGGAAAAUGACGUCGUCUUUCUCGACCUGUCGAAUUCCCGCGCGGAAAUCGAGGCCAAGCCGACGCUUCUCCUCCCCAGCGAGAGAACGAUCUACGAACCGAACACCGCCGAGGAAACUGAGGACAGGAAACCUUUCCCAUUCGGAAACGACGCCUUGGUCGCCGGAGAAGAGGGGCAGCAGAAGCCCGUCGAGGUCGAAAACGACGGGGCAGAGGCCGAAGAAGAGGAUCGGAGGAGAGUUGAGGGCGAAAACGACGAGGUAGUGGCCGAAGAAGAGGAACAGAAGCCAGUCGAAGACGAAAACGACGGCGUAGUAGAAGCCGAACAAGAGGAUCUGGAACGACCGUUGACCUCCGUGAGAUUCCUGCCGGCCAACCACCACUUCCGCCGCCCGUGCCACCACUGGAUGAAGCGGAUGAUGAGGAUGAGGGCCAUGAGGCACCGGAUGCAAGGCCGCCAGAUGCCGUACGGCGACGACAUGAUGAUCCGCGGAGGAGAGGGGAAGGUGUUCGAUCACGAGUUUUUCCACGGCGGCGAGAGGAAGGAGUUCCGCGGUGACGAGAGGAGGGAGGUAGAAGAGGAGGAACAGAAGCCAGUCGAAAUCGAAAACAACGGCGUAGUGGCCGCAGAAGAGGAUCAGAAGGCUACCGAACCUGAGACUCAAACCUUGGAUCUGUCACGACCGUUGACCGUCGAAAGAUUCCCGCUGGUCAACCGCCACUUCCGCCGCCCAUGCCGCCACCACUGGAUGAAGCAUAUGAUGAGGAUGAGGCAUCAGAUGCACGGCGGCCACAUGUUACCCGGAGGAGAGAGAAAGGUGUUCAAUCCCGAGUUUUUCCGCGGCGGCGAGAGGAAGGAGGUCGAUAAAGAGAUGGGAGAGUUCCGCGGUGACGGUGAGAGGAUGGAGAUUGAUACAGGGAUGUUCCGUGGAGACGGCGAGAGGAAGGAGUUCGCUUCGGAGACGUUCCGCGGCGGAGAGAGGAAGGAGUUUGAUCGGGAGAUGUUCCGUGGCGUCGAGGGCGAUCACCUUCGUGAUAUGCGGCCGCAGUGGAUGGGACACCACCAGCACCAUUACCACCGCCACCACGACCAUGAGGGGAGGCCGUGGUUUCCGUUCUUCGGCAGGCAUCAUCAUCAUGAUCACGAGAGGUUCGAAAGGCAGAGCUCCAGGAGGCCGUUUUUCCGCCGUGAGGAAGGGGAGGAAGAGAGAGAGGAAGGUGGUUUCCUUGACCGAAUCCGCAACUUCGUCGCCAACCACUUUUGAAUUUCUUGAGAUUCCUAUGUAAUUUCCAUAUAGGCCAUAGCAGGUGUUUGUGCUUGUCCUGUAUGAAUCUUGAUUCCUAGAUAUGCAUGUUUGUGUUUCCAUUUUCAAAAAACGCUACAGACGCAUACACGUUAAGUGCAUAAAUUAGGACAUAAAUGUGUUCAGGAUCGCUUGGGAUCCACACGCAUCAGACGAUUCAGAAACAUCUACGUCCGAAUCUGUGCACUUAAAUCUGUAUCCGUAGCAUUACUCUUUCCGUUUUCAGCAGUUUAAUCUGCAUGUAUUGUUGUACGUGGAUCUUUGUUGUUGAUUCUGUAAAUAAUUUUGCAUCCAUGCUUGAUGUAA
This is a messenger RNA of Rhododendron vialii, 1831 nucleotides long. RefSeq lists its product as uncharacterized. Lineage: Eukaryota; Viridiplantae; Streptophyta; Magnoliopsida; Ericales; Ericaceae. The transcript has 3 exons. The record is from RefSeq and is a predicted model, not a curated record. The coding region runs from base 143 to 1486 and encodes 447 amino acids.